GUAAUGUCUCAUAGUUAUAGUUUCAGUUUCUUUUAUACAGUCUAUGGUUUCACAGCAGAGCAGCUGGAGGACUCCGCUCUUCUUUCAGCUGCAGGCUAACGAAGCCACGAAGAAGAAUGUUGUGAACAAGGAAGUCAGUAUUUUACAGGAAAUCAGCGUAAGCCUCCUUUUGUUUUGUUUUGUCUUUGUUUUAUGUACUAAAUUGAUGGUCAUUUCCAUCAGGACAGUCAUUUAGAUUACUUAAUAGUUCAUAGUUGGUUUAAUUUACGUAUAUCAACUUUAUUUGUGUGUGACAGUCGACGAGAUUUGGCGUUAGCCGGGAACUAGCUUCACCAGCUAACAACAAAGCUAACAGGCCUGAAGCCGUCUGUUCUCUGUCUGCCGUCAGUCACACUCUUAUCCUGUUUUUUAAACCAACGAGACUGGCUUACGGUCAAACGUCGUUUGGGAGCACUAGAUAGUACCGUGAGCAAACCGCUGGGGUAGCUGUCAGCUGUUCAUCGGCUAGGCGACGUUAGCUGUACAGGCUAACCGGUUUCAUUUGUUUUGACUGAUCUUAUUAACGUCUCUAGUACUGGUCAGAGUCGUUAAUUACAACACAACAGCAGCUGAGAUUGGAUGACCAUGUAUGCCCCACCGGGUUCGACCGCUCCUGGAGGCCGGAGGAGGAGAGGGGGGACCUCCCUACCCAAGCAGCCGGAGCGGAGCCUGGUGUCAGCCCUGCCCGGAGCCCUGUCCAUCACUGCGCUGUGUACGGCUCUGGCGGAGCCGGCCUGGCUCCGGGUUCAUGGAGGCACCUGUCCAAGACAAGAGCUGGGGGUGGCAGAUGUCCUGGGGUACAUUGAUCCCAAGCUACUGGAUGAUUACUGUGUGAACCCACAGACCAUCUUGUUGCUGAGGGUGAUCGCUGCCUUUUGUUUCCUGGGCAUCCUGUGCAGUCUAACUGCAUUCCUCUUGGAUGUGUUUGGACCUAAACAUCCUGCUCUCAAGAUCACAAGAAGAUAUGCAUUUGCACAUAUUCUCACAGUGCUGCAGUGUGCCACGGUCAUAGGGUUCUGCUACUGGGCCUCAGAGCUUAUCCUGUCACUACAGCAACAGCACAAAAAAUACCAUGGCUCUCUCAUAUAUGUCACUUUUGCCAUCAGCUUCUACCUGGUGGCAGGGGCCGGCGGAGCCUCGAUCCUCGCCACGGCCGCCAACCUCUUGCGCCACUACCCCACCGAGGAAGAGGAGCAGGCUUUAGAGCUGCUCUCUGAGAUGGAGGACAGCAGUGAAACUUUCCCCGCUGAUUAUGACAUUGCCAAUCAGUUUCAGCCGCCACCUGCCUACACGCCAUAAUGCCACCAGACUGGCCUUGUUAACACUUGCUUCUCUCCGAGCACGGCUAUUGGCUUGAUGAGCAAACCCACUCUUUAUCAAAUGGAUAUCGUCGCAAAUACUCUCCAUAAUGAACACAGUGUGCACAGCUAGUGCGCAGACUCCUCGACUGACAGUGCUUGGGUGCAUGAGAGCUUUCUUUAGUGGUGGCAGAAAUUUAGGAGAAAGGUCUUACUUUCACCACUGACGUUGUUAGUGAUUUGCAUGUAAAUGGCUUUUAGGAUUUGGUCCUUACAUGUAAAGCAAACUAAAUUGUAAGGAGUGCUCAAGUUGGCUGAUGACAAGUAACUGAUGAAACAGCCACAGCCUGAUCAAUGCCAAUUAUUGGAUGUAUUGCUUUUGGUUGGUCGUGGAUGGAGCUUUGUUAAACAUAAUUUUUGAUUUAAAUUUUUGAUAUGCUUGCCAUGUGAAUGAUUUUAUUUUACUGAUACAUAAAAAAUGCAGAAAUACACUGAGAUUAUUUCAGACAGUUCUUUUAUAUAUUAUAUCAAACAUACCUUUUAUUUAUUAAUUAGUUGUCUGUGCUGUGUCCUCUUUUGUUUCUUUUGCUUUGUAGACAUCUGUCACUGGUUUAGUCUUAUAUGAUUGCAUCUGUAGGUGCGAUAAAGCAAGACAAAAAAACAGGCUGUCAUAAUGUGAGACAGGUCUUUGUGGUGUUUUUUCUAAAGGAAAAAAAAGGUUCAUGGCAUGUGUUGUGUGUUGAGAGCUAACGGCCGCAGAGAAAUUGAGGAACGUGAAGUUUCCAUGUUUCCACAGAGCAACAUUUAAUAGCAGGAACCUCACAGUCAUGUUCUUGUAUAUGAUUUUUUUUUUUUUUUAAACACCCUUAUUUGUACUUUGUGGUUACCAUAUGUGGCAAUUUCAGUAUUUGUUUUCUAUGCAUGAGUUCUUUUGUGUGCAAAUUUUAAACCUUCAGGUGGAAUCUCUAAAGGUAACGACUGAGGCUUAAAGUUGUGAUUGUGGUGAUUCUAGUCGGUUGUGUGUUGUUCUGUUGACGCCAUUUCUGCAUUUUGUUCCCCAAAUUGUUGCUAUACUUUUAUCAUCAUUAUGUAAAUAUUGAUUGUUUAUACAUAAAAAAAGUGGUCAUAAUAAAAUAAAU
Messenger RNA from Scomber japonicus (chub mackerel), 2476 nucleotides. It is a transcript of the gene tmem127, whose product is annotated as transmembrane protein 127. The transcript has 3 exons. Gene Ontology annotation, biological process: negative regulation of cell population proliferation; negative regulation of TOR signaling. Bases 619 to 1338 code for a protein of 239 amino acids. Gene Ontology annotation, cellular component: membrane. NCBI's taxonomy places the organism in Eukaryota, Metazoa, Chordata, Actinopteri, Scombriformes, Scombridae. The record is from RefSeq and is a predicted model, not a curated record.